AUGCCGAAGAUAUAUUGUGCAACCAUUACGCAGACUGCCUACUGGUACCUUAAUGGGCUUACCGGGCCACGAGGUGUUUUCCAGGUAGCUCUGGUCAAGUUGACUUUCUAUCUCCACGUGGGAGCCAUAGGUCGGGCGACGUGGAUUUGGGUAGCGAACUACUACGAGAAUGCAGCUCAUGUUGCCAUCUCGGGUACAUCAGCCAUGUUCACGGCCCAGUCACAGGACCACGAGUCGCAACUUAAUGCCAAAUAUCCACAGCUUGUGGUUUGUUAUACGCGUGCCUUGAGAGACUGGCUGGCGGUGUCAUGCAAUCCACGCAACCGAACAAGCUUACAAGUUUAUUAUACCAACUCGACUACUUCAAAGUUUAUGAUGUACGGCGCAACAACAUGCAUCGCCGUGAUGUACGGUGGCGUAGGUCUCGGAGAAGGCGCAGACAUAGAAGCCCCGGGGGAGAGAGGGGGGGGUCGUCCGAAGACAGCUGCGGGCCAGCGGAUGGUAAAAGUCGAGUCCUGGCAUUGCCAAAGAUCUGCACUCUGCAGCUAUGCGGCCUCGUGUAGCAAUAAAUGCUGUGGAGGGGGUGUCUGUAUCUCAUGGAGACCAUUGUCACUGUCGUCCAUCGACCUUGGGCGACCGCGACUUAUGACCCAGGACUCACGUCACGAUUUAGAUUUCGUGAAUUGGAGUCCCGAUAUAAGGGAGCCGAAGUGGAGGGAAUCGACCCAGGACAACUCUGCGGCGCAAGUCAAGGAGUGA
Molecule: messenger RNA, 759 nt
Organism: Sodiomyces alkalinus F11
Lineage: Eukaryota; Fungi; Ascomycota; Sordariomycetes; Glomerellales; Plectosphaerellaceae
Exons: 6
Coding region: 1-759 (252 amino acids)
Source: RefSeq, a predicted model, not a curated record